Prunus dulcis (almond) is the source of this 430-nucleotide messenger RNA. Its product is annotated as ubiquitin carboxyl-terminal hydrolase 12-like. NCBI's taxonomy places the organism in Eukaryota, Viridiplantae, Streptophyta, Magnoliopsida, Rosales, Rosaceae. Gene Ontology annotation, molecular function: protein binding. Bases 122 to 400 code for a protein of 92 amino acids. The record is from RefSeq and is a predicted model, not a curated record. The transcript has 2 exons.
UGUACAUCCAAAGGUUCGCGCAAGCCUAGCAGAGGCAGAGAGCUUCUCAUUGUAUUUGAGUGUUGCAGAUAUUUCAACAUUGCCACCUGGGUGGACUACAUGUGCCCACUUUAGAUUGACCAUGGUUAAUCAACUUAACACCAAGAAGUCAAUAGCAAAGCCUGCAAAGGGCACUGUUCGACUAGUGUUCAAAAAGGGCUCAAGUGAGUGGGGCUUCAGAUCAUUUAUGCCUUGUAGUGAGCUUUAUGAUUGCAGCGCAGGUUAUCUUGUGAAUGAUAUAUGUAUUGUUAAAGCCAAGGUUGAUAUCCCAAUUAAGAGUCAAGACCAUGGACCUGGCAUUUCUGCAACUAUCAAGUCCUCAAUAAGAAAGAACAGAAAUGGUUGGAGCCUUCAAAUGUGAAUUCUGUGCAAGUCCCAGACUCUUUAGUUG